Contarinia nasturtii (swede midge) is the source of this 2832-nucleotide messenger RNA. RefSeq lists its product as uncharacterized. Gene Ontology annotation, molecular function: serine-type endopeptidase activity. NCBI's taxonomy places the organism in Eukaryota, Metazoa, Arthropoda, Insecta, Diptera, Cecidomyiidae. The transcript has 18 exons. The coding region runs from base 124 to 2592 and encodes 822 amino acids. Gene Ontology annotation, biological process: proteolysis. The record is from RefSeq and is a predicted model, not a curated record.
AAACAGAAAAGUAUACUAAAAAUGGUAUGAACAAGGUUUAUUUAAGAUGGUAUCAAAUUGUCUCAAAAUCGAUUGAUUGAGAAAAAGACGCUAAGUUCGCGUUCACUUUAUUAAAUCAUAAUAAUGAAUUGGUUUCACAUCUUCAUUGCACCGAUUUUUCUCAUUGGAUAUUCUGAAUAUCGCAGAGUAAUUGCACAAGUUGUUGAUGGUGAUACGGUUGAAAGGAUUGAAGAUUAUCCAUUUAUGGUUGGAUUAUAUAGAAAUUUAAACAGUACACAUUAUGGAUAUACAUGUGGCGGUACGAUCGUAUCGCAUUGGAAAGUAGUAACGGCAGCACAUUGUGUAUUCAAAAAAACUUCGUUCAACUUGAGAUUUGGAUUACUCAGCUUUAAUGAACGUUAUGACUAUAGAACAAUGAAUGUGGAUGAAAACGACAUAAUAAUUCAUCCAAAAUAUAGCAAAGAAGCUCCUCAUAAUAACGAUAUAGCCGUAAUUCAAUUGAAAGAAAGAUUGAGUUUUGAUGCAAGAGUUAAUAAAAUAGAGAUGCUUGAUGAGAAUUACGUACCCAAGACGAUGGAUAAAGUUACUAUGUUGGGGUAUACCAAAUAUGACAACACCACUGAAAGAGAUGGUGAAGAUAACAACUAUUAUCUACAAAUAGUUAAUUCAACAAUCCACGACUUUGAAGACUGCCGUGUCUUAUAUUCCAAAAAUGAUAACUGUUUCAAGGAACUAUUCAAAAAAGAAGUGCGAUUGAUUUGUGUCGCUUUACGUAAAGGAAGAGAAAAUAAAAAAUCCCCCCAUAACACAAACAGAGGCGACUCGGGCAGUCCAAUAAUAACACCGGAUAGAAAAUUUCUUGGUUUAAAUUCCUUAUACAUUCUUAAGUAUCCAGAAAUUUGUGUUCUAAUUCCUGCAUAUCGUGAUUUUAUAGCUAGUCCGAGGGCGAUUAGCAGCAGUGCUGCUGAAGAAAAUGGCAGAUUGAUUUUCAAUAUCCAAGAUCAUCCAUAUAUGGCUGCUUUGCUCUAUACAAAAAUAUCUAUUUUUUCAAAUACUCCGUAUAUAAGCUGUGGUGCAACUAUCAUUUCAAGUUCAAAGAUUUUGACAAUUGCUUCUUGCGUUCAGGAUAUACGUUCUCUGAAUUUACUGGUCUCGACCAUCAAUACAGAUGAACCAUAUUAUCAACUAAAAAUCUCUAGACAAGAGAUUCACAUUCACCCGAAAUACAACAAGAGCACAUUUGCCAAUAAUAUAGCUUUGCUUGAGCUUAAGACACCGCUAAAAUUCGGCCCGAAGAAAUUGAUUGGUAAAAUAGAUAUGAUCGACAGAAAUCGUUUGGCAAGCAUUAGACCGGGGAAGGAUGUCUUCGUGCUAGGAUACACGGAAUCAAAACAAUAUGAUAGAGAGUACACCGAUACCCAUCUCAGGUAUAUGAACGCUAAAAUUGUCAACUUUGGAGAAUGUCGAAAAUUGUAUGCAGAAAGAAAUAAGAAAUAUGUGUUGGACGAGAAACGUCAAUUUUGCAUUACUUUCGGGGGAAAUAGCACAACUGCACACUUUUAUGGAGGACCGGUUAUUGCCAGAGACAGUAAAAAUCUUCUUGGUUCGAUAGCGAAUGAUUUGAAUGGGUUACCAAAAAUCGUCUCUUCAGUUAUUGGGCACCGUGCAUUCAUUGAUAGUCCAAGAGAUUAUCGUGAAGUCAUCAACGAAAGCGGUAAAUUUUCAUAUUCACAAAAUUUUGAAUUGCGAGGACGACCCGCUGGAUCGACUAGUCAACCGAUUGAAACACGUAAACGAACCGGUGUUCAAGGAGUCGGUGAUCCAUCAAUUGGCCCGAGUAGACAAACCGUUCAAUCAACUGAUGAAUCAACAACUGACGGUACUUUGGUGGACAAUAUUGAAGGCUAUAAAUAUAUGGUUGGAUUAAAAGAUGAUGGAUUUCUAUGUUCUGCAGCUAUAUUAACGAAUUACCAGAUAAUUGCUGCCGCACAUUGUUUGAGAGACAAAAAGUUCGUUAAUUUAAUUCUUGGUUCUUUAAAUUUGGGCGAACCAUUUCAAACACAAAAUUUUACGGACAAGCAAAUCAUUUUGCAUCCAGCAUUCAAUAGCGAGGUGCCGUGCGUAAACGAUAUAGCUGUAAUUCAACUGAAAAUAAAGUUGAAAUUUGGUCCAAAAAUUGGAAAAUUGGAUAUAAUUGAUAGAAAUUAUGUUGCAAAACCAGGAGAUAAUGUCACGAUGCUAGCAUAUGUAAACAAUCGAUUGCAUACAAUCAAUUCAACAAUUGGGGAAUUUGAAUCAUGCCGAUCUUCGUAUCAAGAGAGAAACAAUGAUGAUCCACAGUUAGAAAAAGAACGUCAAUUUUGUAUAACUUUCGAUGGAAAAUAUGAUGGGGGACCUGUUAUCAAAGGAAAUAAAAUCAUUGGCAUCGUUUCAAAUGGCAUUGGUGAUGGGUUUCCUGAAGUUUGCAGUUUUACCAAUGGAUACAGAGAAUUUAUCACCAAUCCCAGGAUCUACUCAAUGAACUAUCGCCAAAAUCAAAAACCUACUCCGAAGAAAAAGUCGUCAUUUAGAAAAUGUAUGCCCAAAUCUUAGGUGUUUAAGGAGGAAAGUAAAUUGAAAAAUAUUAUCAAGCUGCAGAAAGUAAAUUGAAAAAUAUUUUUGUAUUAUAUGAUUUUUAUAUAUUGUGACGUAUUUUUGUAUGGAUGCAAUGACUACAUGAUAUCACAAUGAUAUGAAACUUUGCUAAGACCAUGUUUUACAAAAAAAGAACAUUCUAAGAGUUUGAAGAACUUUCAAUUAAAAAUAAAGGUACUUCCCAUAUUAAAUUUUCAA